Molecule: messenger RNA, 3413 nt
Organism: Fragaria vesca subsp. vesca
Lineage: Eukaryota; Viridiplantae; Streptophyta; Magnoliopsida; Rosales; Rosaceae
Exons: 14
Coding region: 147-3266 (1039 amino acids)
Molecular function (GO): glycosyltransferase activity
Source: RefSeq, a predicted model, not a curated record
GAAAAAACCAAACCCAACUCUAUCCUGCUUUCUUAUUGGUUCACUAUGUCGGCAGCUCUGUUUCUUGAGUUGGGUUUCUGAUUCUUGAUCUGGGUUUUCAAGAUUUUGAUGUGGGUGUUUGGAAAUUUAUGGGAAGCUAGCUAAAGAUGGGUUCUUUGGAAAGUGGGGUUCCAUUGAAGAGAGACCCUCUUCUUCGCUCGUCUUCUAAUGGUGGCAGAAGUAGUGACAGGCACUUGUUUUUACAGAGACCCAGAUCGAGGUUUUCAAGGUUCUUGAUUUUGAAGAAGCUUGACUAUCUCUUAUGGAUUUGCACUGUGGCUGUGUUCCUCUUCUUUGUGGUUCUUUUCCAAAUGUUCUUGCCUGGUUCUGUGGUGGAGAAGUCUGGGAGUUUGUUGCAGAAGAAGAAUGUGGAGCUGGAUUAUGGAGAUUUGAGGUUUGUGAAAGAGUUGGGGUUAUUGGAUUUUGGGGAAGAUAUAAGAUUUGAGCCUUCAAAGCUUUUGGAGAAGUUUAGGAAAGAAGGUAGAGAGGCUAGUUUGUCUUCUGGUUUCAAUAGGACUCUGCAGCAUUUUGGGCUCAGAAAACCCCAGCUUGCAUUGGUUUUCGCAGAUCUGUUGUUUGAUUCGCACCAGCUACAGAUGGUGACUGUGGCAGCUGCUUUACAGGAGAUUGGAUAUGAAUUAUGGGUAUAUUCACUUGAAGAUGGUCCUGCACGUGGCGCUUGGAAAAGUUUAGGAGUUCCGGUUACCAUUAUCCAAACGUGUGAUCAGCCAAAGAUUGUUGUAGAUUGGCUAAAUUACAAUGGCAUACUUGUGAGCUCUCUUGAAGCCAAAGGCAUCUUUUCUUGUUUUGUUCAGGAACCUUUCAAGUCUUUACCUGUCAUAUGGACAAUCCAUGAAGAAGCGCUUGCCACUCGAUCAAGAAAAUACUCUUCAAGUAGCCAGAUUGAACUUUUAAAUGAUUGGAAAAGAGUCUUCAACCGAUCUACUGUUGUUGUCUUCCCAAAUUAUUUCCUUCCGAUGAUUUACUCCACACUUGAUGCCGGGAACUUUUUUGUUAUUCCUGGUUCUCCUGCUGAAGCUUGCAAGACAGAUUCAGAUUCUAUCGUGGCUUUAGACAUAGACAAUCUGCAGGGCUCCGCUGGUAAUGAGCCUGAGAAUGUUGUAAUUACAAUUGUGGGAAGCAAAUUUCUGUACAGGGGCCUGUGGCUGGAACAUUCCAUUGUUCUGCGAGCUUUACUGCCACUUCUUGAGGACUUUUUGUUGGAUAAUAAUUCCUCUCAUCUCAAAAUCAUUGUUUUGAGCGGAGACUCAACAAGUAACUAUAGUUCUGUGGUUGAGGCUAUUGCUUACAACUUGAAGUACCCAAGUGGCAUUGUGAAGCAUGCAGCAAUCGAUGUGGAUGCAGACAAUGUUCUAAGCACAUCCCACCUCGUGAUAUAUGGAUCCUUCCUUGAAGAGCAAUCGUUUCCAGACAUUUUAAUCAAAGCCAUGUGCCUUGGGAAAACAGUGGUUGCCCCAGAUCUCUCCAUGAUCAGCAAAUAUGUUGAUGAUAGGGUGAAUGGCUAUCUUUACCCGAGGGAAAAUAUCAGGGUUCUUUCACAAAUCAUAUUACAAGUGAUUCCAAAAGGAAAGCUAUCACCUCUAUCUCGAAACAUUGCCUCGUUGGGGAAACGUACCGCAAAAAGCCUGAUGGUGGCGGAAACUGUUGAAGGAUACGCUUCACUUCUCGAAAAUGUUCUCAAGCUUCCAUCAGAAGUUUCACAACCUAAGGCUGCUUCAGAAAUCACUCCCAAAUGGAAAGAAAAAUGGCUAUGGAAUUUGUUUGAAGCAGUAUCAAAUUCAUCAUAUCUGGAUAGAAAUUUGAGAAGCUACACAUUUUUAGAUGCUUUUGAGGAGCAGUAUAAUCAUACUGAACAACAGAAGCUUAAUUCUAUACCUGGGACCAAUUAUUCAUUUAUAUACAGCAUAUGGGAGGAAGAGAAGAAUGCUGAGAUGGCUAAUAUGAAGAGAAGAAAAGAGGGAGAGCUGUUAAAGGAUAGAACUGAUCAAUAUCAUGGAACAUGGGAAGAAGUAUAUCGAAAUGCCAAAAAAGCUGAUCGUACCAGGAAUGAUUUGCAUGAAAGGGAUGAAGGGGAGAUUGAAAGGACAGGCCAACCAUUGUGCAUAUAUGAACCUUACUUUGGGGAAGGGACCUGGCCUUUCUUACACCGGACCUCUCUAUAUCGAGGAAUUGGGUUGUCCUCUAAAGGUCGAAGGCCUAGGACUGAUGAUAUUGACGCACCUUCUCGCCUUCCACUUCUUCAUAACCCUUAUUAUCGAGAUCUGCUUGGUGAAUAUGGAGCCUUCUUUUCUAUUGCCAACAGAAUUGACCGUAUACAUAAAAAUGCAUGGAUAGGCUUUCAGUCAUGGAGGACAACAGCAAGGAAGGCAUCUUUGUCUGGAAUAGCUGAAAAUGCAUUGUUAAAUGCUAUUCAAACAAAAAGGCAUGGAGAUGCACUCUACUUUUGGGUUAGCAUGGACAAUGAUACACGAAAUCCCCUGGGACAAGACUUUUGGUCAUUCUGCGAUGCUAUAAAUGCUGGAAACUGCAAGUUUGCGGUUGCUGAAGCCCUUAAAAGGAUGUAUGGUUUGAAGUACAAUUUGGAUUCUUUACCACCAAUGCCUGUAGAUGGGGACACGUGGUCUGUCAUGCACAGCUGGGCUUUGCCGACUCGGUCCUUCCUAGAGUUUGUAAUGUUUUCUAGAAUGUUUGUGGAUGCAUUGGAUGCUGAAAUGUAUAACGAGCAUCAUUCAAGUGGACACUGUUAUUUGAGUUUGUCAAAAGACAAACAUUGCUAUUCACGGCUUCUUGAGCUACUGGUAAAUGUUUGGGCAUACCACAGUGCCAGGCGGAUGGUAUAUGUGAACCCUGAGACUGGUGCAAUGCUGGAACAACAUAAGUUCAAGAGCCGCAGGGGUCAUAUGUGGGUCAAAUGGUUCUCGGAUUCCACCCUAAAGAGCAUGGAUGAAGAGUUGGCCGAGGAAUCAGACAUCGAACAACCCACGAGGCGGUGGCUGUGGCCAUCAACAGGAGAGGUCUUUUGGCAAGGUAUGUAUGAAAAAGAGAGACAUUUACGGAAUAAGCAGAAAGAGAGGAAGAAGCAAAAAAGUAGGGAAAAAAUAGAAAGAAUAAAGAGACGGACUCACCAGAAAGCAAUUGGAAAGUAUGUAAAGCCCCCACCAGAAGCAGCAGAUAGUUUAAACACGACGAUGGUUACAACUAUUUAGUAAUCAAAUUGACUUUCAUUGAUUAGGAUCUGUUGAAGUAGAAGCUCAUUCAAUCAUUCUUUUUUGCCAUCUGAUUUUUAAUUUUUUUGUGAGGGAGGGUGCACAUAGCUGCAAUCUGUAUGUGAGGCUUUUGUAUGUAAAAAUUGC